Molecule: messenger RNA, 1255 nt
Organism: Belonocnema kinseyi
Lineage: Eukaryota; Metazoa; Arthropoda; Insecta; Hymenoptera; Cynipidae
Product: zinc finger CCHC domain-containing protein 24-like
Exons: 4
Coding region: 1-726 (241 amino acids)
Molecular function (GO): nucleic acid binding; zinc ion binding
Source: RefSeq, a predicted model, not a curated record
AUGGCCGCCUGCCAUCCCCGGCCACCCCUUCAGCACCAACAACUGCAGCAGGAAUCGAACCCGAUUGGAAUCGGCGGUAUUACGGGACUGAAUCGAAUUGGACCGCAGGGCCAGCAAAUUCAUCAACAGACACAUUAUGCCCAUCCGCAUCGACUAAACUGGGUCUAUUUGACGAUUGCUGAUCAAAAUCCGACUCAACCUGACCAGAAUAAGCUGCUACCGACAACAUGGGGGAGUUUUCCAACCGCGUCACCUCAGACCUAUCUUCAUCAAAGUAUUGUGAAUUCAUCUGGGAUUGGCGGAAGCCUGGCAGACAGUAUUGGAGAUUUGGCUGAACAUUUCACGGAACUGGGAAUUCUGGAAAGAAAACCAACGAAAAGGCCACCUUCCACUUAUUUGUGUCACCUUUGUUUUAAAAAGGGGCAUUACAUCAAAGAUUGUCCUCAGGCUCGACCAAAAGGCGAAGGUCUUACGCCUUAUCAGGGGAAAAAAAGAUGCUUCGGCGAAUACAAGUGCCCCAAAUGCAAGCGCAAAUGGAUGUCUGGUAACAGCUGGGCCAAUAUGGGCCAAGAAUGCAUAAAAUGCCACAUCAAUGUUUAUCCACACAAACAGAGACCACUGGAAAAACCGGACGGUCUUGAUGUUUCCGACCAAAGUAAAGUACAUCCUCAACAUCUUUGUGAAAAAUGCAAAACACUCGGAUAUUAUUGUAGACGAGUGCAGUAGUAAAAAAAUCUUUAAAAAUGCCUCCUUACAUCUGAUAAAAUACAGUUACCUUUUUUUUAAAUAAAAGAAAAUUUAAAUUAAAUUAUUAAUUUGAAAGAUCACCAUUAAUUUAAUUUAAAUUUUUUAAUUCUAAGAAUCAUCACCGGGCUUCUUUUUGAAGCUCAAAACAUUUUUUCUCGUCUUAACUUUAUGUUUAAAAAGUAGAUAAUUUAUUUUUAGGAAGUACUUAAAGCAUUUCGAAACCAAGAAAAGAGGGAAAUUUUUUUCAGUACCAAAAAUUUUGCAAGUAGAAAUGAUUAAUUUUUGUCAAAAAAUAUUUUUUGGUUUUUGAUACAAAAUGGCCGACAUUUUUUAAGAUUGGAAAAUCAAACCUAGAUUGUUGGAAACUAUGGGUACCCCUCACUAUAUAUGUGUUAUAUUUAUAGAGUCUCUAUGUUUAGAGAAACAUGGAAAUCAGUAGACAAGAGAAAAAAAAUAUAUAAUAAGAUUUCAAAAAGUUAAAUACAGCGGAAAUCCCUUCUGAAAAAUA